This is a messenger RNA of Aedes aegypti (yellow fever mosquito), 10872 nucleotides long. RefSeq lists its product as uncharacterized. The record is from RefSeq and is a predicted model, not a curated record. The transcript is spliced from 15 exons. The coding region runs from base 1563 to 9557 and encodes 2664 amino acids. NCBI's taxonomy places the organism in Eukaryota, Metazoa, Arthropoda, Insecta, Diptera, Culicidae. Gene Ontology annotation, biological process: regulation of transcription by RNA polymerase II.
AUACGGCGAACGAGUGGUCGGCCAACGGAGACGGAAAGUAGCAGGCCAGGGAAACAUUGCGAAGAAGUUGGUUCGUUUUAUUCAAGCUUGAAUCGGAACGUCGUCUCCGAGCUGAGCCGGAGAGAAUGGGGGAGUGAGAGAGUGUGUGAGUGCGCGCGGCAGCAGUGCGAAGUGAAGUGAAGUGAGAGCCGACCGAGUGCGAUUUGAUGUUCGGAAAAAGAAAAUGGCCGCCGUCGCGUGUGUGUACAUCUCAGCACUCAGCACUUUUGGGUAGCGCUCUUGGCAGAGACGGUUUUUGUUUUUCCACGUAAUUUUUCACCUUCUAAGCGCGGUUCAUCGACACGACGACAUCAAGACGAGUUAAUCGAGAUUUCUGCGUUUUCUGCUGUGAUUUUUCGCGUGUGUUGUAAUCCGGAUCCUCGGUUAUCCGUGGUGGACUUGAAGACCUCUCAAGGGCCAAAGGAAUCGGGUCAAAGGAAAAGAUCGCAAAUCCGGAGGAAGGCUCCGCGGAGUGUUUUGUGAGUUUUCGACGACCGUCAGUCAGUUUAUUCGCUCGGUUCCUCUUCCUCUUUUCCCGGUGGGCUCUCGAAGCGCAGAAGACUGUCAGACAAACGUGGAAAAGUUCCAUCAGUAUCGGAAAAAAAUUUCAUAUUAUUUUGUGCAUUUUCCGGUUCAAUUUUGUCAUAAUCCUAAAAGAGAAACGAAAAAAAAACGUCGGAUUGAUUGUCCGGCUGGUGACAUGUGAAGAAGGGUUGUUGGCAAGGCAACGCAAGGGAAGAGGGAUGGCCGCGUGAAGAAGAACGCAACAACAAUACCAACAACAGCAGUAGUAGCAGUAGCAAGCAGAAGAAGAAACGAGGCGAAAUUUCUGUGGGUCGUUUCUAGUGCAAGAUCCGGAGGAUGAAGUGCAGAAGGUGAUUCCGGGGAGUUUUCUUCUUUUUUUCGUUGUUGCAAUUUUACGGAAACAAUCGCACACGUUUCGUGGAGGAAAGAUGUGUCCUUCCAGACCGCAUCGAUGAAACGCAGCAGUGAUUGUAUAACGGAUGUGUAUAUAAAAAAAAUCUGUAAAUAAAUGUUUAUAGUACGAAGCUCCCGUAAGAAGAAAGUUAAUAAAAGUGAAAUUUAGUGAGUUUUCUAAACAUAGUAGCUAUGACGUACUAAUGUAAAAAAAAAAAUAAAGUGAAUUACGCCCUAUUGAUUGUGUAAGUCGUGAAUGUGAAAGGCAAAAUCAGUCUUAAUGAAGAGAAGAAAAAAAUCUGUUGUUAGUGAUUGAAAAAAUAAAAAUCUGCCCAUGAAGAGUGUGGCAAAUUGGCAAAAGCAUAAGUCGCGAUACAGCAGAAGGUUUACCGGAAAAUAUUUUCCCCAAAGUGAAGAUGAUUGAAGCUCGUGAGUGUCAAAGUUUUGGCAGCCGAGCUUGAAUGAAGGGAGUGGUGAAGAAAAAUAAUCAUACUUCUACGCAACAGAAAAAUAAAAGAAGAAGCAAAAUAAGAAGAGCAAAAUUGCAUUUGAAUCAAUCAACUGUGUGAACCAACUGAGGAAAAUUAUGCUGACUUCGGAAUGAGAUGGAAGCGGCUAUACGUUCUGUGCAGCAGGUUGGGCCACCAGGCCAGAGGGCCGACACUGGCCCUUCGCCGCAGCCUCCUCCAACGAUGUCAUUUCCGCAACGUGUACCACCCGGUGCUGCGCAAAUUCAUAGAUCUGUUGACCCGGCCCAAAGCUAUAGCAAAGGAGGUCCUACCCCAUCGCAAUCCGCCCCUAGAUCGGCAGCUAGUCCUCUCUCGCCACCCCGACCCGGUCCGGGAGCGGGAGCUGCGAACUAUCCACCAUUUGCAGGAGCACCAGCGCGCGAGGCACCGCUCCGAUAUGUGCAAACCAACUCAUACUACCGGGAGAAUCCCUACACCCGCGUGUCACAGGUACCACAGGUUCCGGAGUACCAUCGACAGGUACCGGUGGUUUCUGUAUCGAGUAGUAUACCCGCACCUAUUAGUAUAGCAAAUUCCAUGGAUCAGCCAGUACAACAACAAUCAACCCGACCCCGAAUGUCCCUGCUAGCCCACAAUCCCGAUUACCUGCAGGCGCGAUCCGCGCAGCAACCACCGUCGGCACCAUCGGACACCGGACCACCUGCAUUUAAAAAGAUUCGUUUAAACGAAAACAGUCAACCUGCGCAAUCCCUCCUGAAUGUUGAUACACGUGAUCCACCGGUGUCAUCCGGUGCGUAUCAUCCUCAGGUGGAAGCGAUCUCACCAACGCUGCCAAGUGAUCCGACUGAGGAACUGCGUGCCACUAAGGAUGAUCUGUUACAACAGAUUGCCAAGGUGGACGUAGAGAUCGAUAAGACGGAGAAAAAGAUCGCCAUGCUGAAAAAGAAGCAGGAAACGCUUGAAGAGGCUUCAGCGAAACCGGCUGUCGAUGAGACUGCCGCUGAGGCUCAGCCCAAGCAUCGCAGCUUAGCACAGCAAAUCUACGCCGAAAAUCGAAAACGAGCGUCGAACGCUCAUGCUGUACUAAGUGCGCUUGGCACUGCCACCGAUCUGCCCCUGUACAAUCAGCCGUCCGAUGCGGAAAGUUGUCGCGAAAUCCAGGAACGACACAAAACGUUCCGGCAGCGACUGUUACUGCAUUUCAAAAAGAUAAAAUCCGAGCGGGCGGCGAAACAGAUCGAACUGACUGAACGAUACGCGCAGUUAUCACAAGACUGGUCCAAACGUGUAGAUAAGAUGGAAGCUAGUGCAAAGCGGAAAGCGAAGGAAGCGAAAAACCGGGAGUUUUUCGAGAAGGUGUUUCCCGAGCUUCGAAAGCAGAGGGAGGAUAAAGAGCGAUUUAAUCGUGUAGGUUCUAGGAUUAAAUCCGAAGCUGAUCUUGAAGAAAUCAUGGAUGGUCUUCAGGAGCAGGCGAUGGAGGAUAAAAAAAUGCGUUCAUAUGCUGUGAUUCCACCUUUAAUGUUAGACUCCAGACAAAGAAGGCUAGUGUUUAAUAAUGAAAAUGGAGCGCUAAUAGAUAUGGAAACAGAAUUCAAGGAACGGUUAAAUUUAAAUAUGUGGACAGCUGGCGAAAAGGAAGUUUUCCGGGAAAAGUUUUUGCAACAUCCGAAAAAUUUUGGUAUGAUUGCAGCCAGCCUGGAUAGGAAAAGUGCGCAGGAUUGUGUGCGAUAUUACUACCUCAGUAAAAAGGCGGAAAACUAUAAGCAGUUGUUACGAAAGUCUAGGCAGCGGACGCGAAGUUCGAGGAAUAUGCAGAAAUCCAAUCAAAACCCGACGCAGUGCAUAGUAGAUGCACUAACAACUGGUGUUACAACAAGACUACAACGUGAACAACAACAAAAGACUGUAGGCCGUGAUCGUGCCGCGAAUUCAACAAAUAGUUCAAUAGGAAAUAGUUCGGCAUCUAAUGUCUCAACAAAUUCAUCUUCAAAUAAUACUAGUAACAAUAAAAGUAGUAGUAAAAGUAAUAGCUGUAGUGCAGGUAGCAUUAACACUAAUACGGCUAUACAUAGUGCAUCUACGACAAAUACGACUGCUACGGUAUCAUCUGUAGCGACAGCACCAGUAAUUAAUACGGUAACGACAUCUGCAGCAUCUCCUCCACCGGCAGCCGCUACAGUGUCCUCUGCCACCGCCACGACGACGUCAACAACUGCAACUAGUAUAAGUAGUAUAACAAGCACUACAAGUAGCAGUAGUAGUAGCGGUAGUAUCAACAGCACUACAAAUGAAACCAGUAGUACAUCGAAUGUAAAUUCUACGCUACCGGUUACGGAAAGUACCGAAGCGAUCGUGAAAGAUGAGACUGAACAGGAGAAAGAAGCAGCUGGUUCUGUAUCGUCUCCAACGUCUCUACCUACGACUACUGUUUCUACUACUGAAAGUAAUAGUACUACCGCUACUUCGACAACUGCUCCUGCGUCAACAAGUCCAGCACCUACAACUUCAACUCCAUCGCGAAGUGCAACACCUACAGCUGCAGUUCCGUCACCAUCUUCGUCUGCAUCUACUACACCUAGUAUAUCUUUGGCUCCGUCGAGUACAAGCGCGCCGACGAUAAGCCUGACUAGUAUCUCAUCGAACGCAACGCCUUCGUCAGUCUCAUCGACUACCAUCAGCAGUAGCAGCAGCAGCAGUAGUAGCACCUUGAUCCCAGCUGUGAGUAUUGCUGUGUCCAGUAGUAUCAGCAGCAGUAGUAAUUGUGCAAACAGUAGUAGUAGUGCUGGUAAUAUCAAUGCCAGUAAUAAUAACAGCGGUAAUCUGUCGAAUGUGACUGCUGUGGAAACGUCAUUUGUACCUAACCUUAGCCCUAGUAUAUCUGCAAUUCCGCUGAACGGUGUAAAAACGGACGUACUAAACUCAACAACGGCAACGGUGACAUCUGUUCCAACGCCGUUGAACAACAGCUACAGCAGUAACAACAAUGUUAAUGCCAGUGUAAAUAGUAUCAUCUCCACAAUGCCUAGUUCCGUCACUGGAUCCAGUGGCGGAAUCACUUUGCCCCAUGGCGGGUCGGUACCAGUUACGCUUACGGCAGCUGCCCCGGGUGGAAUUAUUUCGUCCUCGACGUUGCCUCCCAGCUCACAGCCACAGUCAACGCAUUUACAAUCCCUGCCACAUCCAAACUCUGUGAUGUUCAACAAUACAAGCACCCCGAAGAACUCGACCUCGUUGGCCGACAUCAUCAUCAAGGACAUUACGCUGGGCUCCGUGGUAGCCAGUGUGGUCAACAGUAAACUUGGUGUGAAGGAUAGCCUCCUCAAGGAUGAUUUGGAGCCGAGCGAAGCGAAGAAACGACGGAUCGAUUUGGACGGAACGAGGGACGAAGGCAUUGCACACGACGGCAAAGACAAGGGUGGCGCACUGCACUCCUGUUUCGUAUGCAAGGCCGAGAUGUGUCCUCGUACACGCCCACUGGAACGUGGCCGGGGGGUGCAGUACGGCAUUCCGGAAGAGGCGAUACCGCCGGGAGCACGUGUUUGCAAUACGUGCCAAUGCAAGUCGGUGAAAUCUAGGUACGACUCGCAAUAUUACUCUCCCUCCGCGUUUGCACAGGGUUUAAUAUUGAACGAUCAAUCCGUCCAUUCUAGAUACACGCACUGUCCCUUGCCGACCUGUCCAAAUCCGAAAGAUAGAGUGAAACGAUUCCGAAAUCUUCCACCGCGUCUCUUUGAGCUCUCGCCGGAGAUUCGCGAUCCGAUCGUUCAAGAGUUACAAAUUCCACCCAACGUGACGAAAUGUUGUUCUGCCUGUCUGACGCGUAUUCGCCGCAAAAUGGGUCCGCAUCUUCUAGGAACUAAUCUUACCGAAGAAGAGGUAACACGACUGAAGAAGCUGCUACAAGAGGUUGGACCGAAAUGGAAUCAGCUAGCAGAAACCCUGAACAAGACACCGGUCGCGCUAAAGAGCUUUUACUUUCAUUACAAGAAAAAGUAUGGCUUUGAUUUGGCGGUGACAGAGUACUAUAAACAACACCCUGGUGAAGACCGGCGACCUGCAAUGACCGAUGGUGAUGAGUCAGAUAUGAGCGCAUCUUCUUCCGAUGAACGGGACGGAAGCAGUGACACAACGGCGUCUGCUGAAAGCCCGAACAACUCCGUACCACUGAAUGUUACGAAAGAGGAGAUUAUCACUGUUCCGGAAACUCUAGCACCACCACCUUUGACAAAGAAUUUCGAAGAUGAUCGAUUGCUACCACCCGGUCAGCCACCUAGGAAGCAGAAGCUCACGGAAGAGUAUGAUAGCUCGGCAACCGAAACGGCUGAUGAGGAAAACGAAACCUCGCCGGCCAAUCGACAGAGUCCAAAAGUUCUUUAUCCUCCGCAUGGUGGAGCGAACCCCAUCAUUUCUGUACACCAUCCCCCCUUACAGAACGGACCCCGUGGAAAUGACGUUAGCUCACCUCAAAACGUACGAGACGUGAUGCUGAAUGUGAUAGAACGAUCUCUAAAGUCUAAUAGUAUGAUGCCCGGGGCAGCGAAGUCAAUGAACUUCCCAUCACGAGAAUACCGAGACUUGUCGAAAGGCUUACCUAAUCGAUCUUCCGCCGGAGAGAUGGCGACACUUUCCGUAGUGAAUUCCCAUCCUCACGGUCAGCCACCACAGAUAAUGAGUCAUCAUCCUCACCCGAUCGGUUCCCAAAUACAGGCAACCAUUACUCCUGUUCCCCAACAACAGCAGCAGCAGCAGCAGCAACAACAACAACAACAUCAACAGCAGCAGCAGCAAGCUUCACAAUCGUUAGCCUCUACGCAGCAAAUUCCACCUCCCUUGCAGCAACAGCCAACUUCGCAACCACAGGCUCAACCUGGUGGUCAGCUCUCCCAGCAACCAACGCAACAAUCGACCAGCUCGAGUGCCCAUGAGAACAAUUCGGCAUAUCGUUUGCAGUAUGAGUCGCUUGAUCUCAGCAUCAAAAAGCCACAGAGAGAUAACUUUCCUCCACCAGCGCACAACAGCAAGUUGCCCAGUGUACCCUCUCAACCAGUUCAAAUUCCGCCACAUUCGACGAGUGGCGGAAGCACAAUCACUGUGUAUCGUACGGAGAACUUUCAACCACCAAGCCAGCAGCAACAACCUCAGAACAUUCCAACGCCAGGGCCUUAUGUCUUUCAUGGCUCAUUAAAACCACCUGCUGGCUAUGUGACAGCCACACCUCCUGGUGUUUGUUCCUAUAAUAUCAUGAUGCCACAAACAAGCUCAUUAACGCCACCUCCAACAAAGAAGCAGAAUGCUCCCAAGUUGAGCCCCAAAAUGACACAUCAAGUGCAAUCGGCCAUGCAGCAACCACCGUCGCAGUCGAUCGGUCCCAAGGGAUCGAUCACUCACGGAACUCCAGUAAACGCUGGCGGCCAACAAAUUAUAGUCCAAGGCCAAACUACGCUUAGUCCCCGCUACGACAAUGUGCUUAGGCAGACUCCCCCCUCGUCGAACGAUAAGCUGGGAUCCAUCACCCAAGGUACACCGGUUCAUGUAUCCUCGCACAGUCUGCCGGACAAACGACCCGUUUACGAGUUCAAGCUGUACAGAGACCGACAAAGUCCGGCACAAAUAUCUCAACCACCACCUCAAGGCAGUCCUCAGGCACCGCAGUUUGCGUACGGCAGAAAUGCUCCCGCAUUUACCAUGGAGCCGCAGCAGCUCAGUUCACGUCAGAUCAUCAUGAACGACUAUAUAACAUCGCAGCAAAUGCACGGCCAAUCUCAAGGUCGCAAUUCGGUCGGAUCUGCUGGCCGCCCUGAAAAAGAAUCUCCAUCACCGCGGAGCGCUCCCAACAUGGUGAACUCUUCGGCUGCUUUACUGUACGCCGAACGGGACCGCAAUGCCAGGCCAGAGUAUCUGAACCGAGCGUCGUCCGCCGAUCACGUCAACAGGGUUUCUCCUGUUUUCAGCACUCCUAGCCCACAUCGGACUCCGCCACCGCCCCAAAGGCAAGGCGUUAUCCAGAGGCACAAUACGGUUGUGGGAGGUGGCAACGCUAACAGUGGUGCUGGUUCCAAACCGCCAAGCCCAGCACCGAAUCGAUUGCAUCUUGUCCCGCCAUCGCAUCACUACAUGCAAGGACAUGACGCUUUUGCUUCGCUGGUUGACUUGGCCGUACAGCAACAGCCAAUGACGGUUCCACACAAGGACGACAAACGACCAUCGAUCGCUGAGCAGCAGCAACCUGCUCCUCCACCGCCGACGCAUCAUGACAUCCGAUAUCAUCCGACAAUGAUUCAGAUUCAUCAUCAGCAACAACAGCAGCAGCAACAACAUCAAGCAGCGGCCGCUGCAGCUGCGCAACAACAACAUGCAGCAGCGGUUGCAGCCCAACAACAACACGCUGCAGCAGUUCAGCAGCAGCAGCAGCAUUUACAGAGACAGCAACAAAUGGACCUACAACGUCGGCAGCAGCCUCAGAUGCACCCAUCGAUGCAACACCCGUCGGUAGCAGCCUAUCGGGAACAGCAGAUGGAGCGAGAUCGUGAAAUCGUAAACUAUCGAGAACGCAUAGAGCGGGAACGAAACAUCCAAGCCGAACGCGAACGAGCGAUCAUGGUCGAGAGGGAGCGGGAACGGCAGUUGGAACGUGAACAACGUGAGCGUGAACAACGCGAAAGGGAACGUGAGCGCGAGCAGCGAGAACGAGAACAGCGUGAACAACGCGAGCGUGAGCAACGUGACAGACAACAGCGCGAACGUGACCGGGAACGGUUAGCUCAUCAGGAGGAAGAGGAACGCCGCAGGAAGCACUACGAAAUGAUCAACGAACGGAUGGAAAGUUUGCCAUUUCGUUACAGGCCCAUGGAACCAGGAAUGGGAAUGCGACCAUCUUCGGAGGGCCCGCUGACGGCAGCCAAUCUGAUUGAUGCGAUAAUUACCCAUCAGAUCAAUCAGACCGCGUCGGAACCACCGCUGCCGCCCAGCCGUGACCUGCAUCGUGCUUCCUAUUACCCAUCUCGUGACCAUCGCCCAUCGCCAAUCAGUGAAAACAACGGGAAAUCUCAUUCGCCAAACGUGAUAAACAUCGACGUCGACUCGGAACCGACCCGGAAAAACAUUACCCUCGGCGAGUUGACCGAAACCAUCAUCACCAAGGACUAUACCCCGGCUCCGAACCCGUACCUGCCAAUGCGUCCAAUGAUGAUGGAUCCAUCCAUGAUACCUGCAUCGGAAGCCUGGAAAUACCGACGGAUGCCACCGAGUAAAGAAGAUCAAUCUCCCCAUGGCCAGCCACCGCAGUCACCUUCGCAGCAACAAGUGCAAUUGCAAGUACAACAAUCGCAAGGUCCACCGGGGCACCAAUACGUUCAACCGGGAAACAAAGGCCCCGGUAGAUCCACUCCGGAUGAUCGUCACAUCAUUCGAAUGGCACAAUCUCCAGGACCACGAAACAAGUUCCACGAGUCCGUUUCGCCUGAUACUCAAUUCUUUCAUCCCGCUGCACCGUUAACACGUUCCCGAGACUUUGCCUUAGACUGCUACGUCAAGAGCCGAAUAGUGGAAGCAAUGCGAACAGAGGACGACAAAAGAGCUGAUGAUGGAAGAGACCACCAGUCGCCACGGAAUCCUUCGCCUGCCCAGCAUGGCCAUGGACCUCCACCCCAAAGUCACCACAACAAGGAUCACGAUCGCAGUACAACUCCGGGUGAUAUGUUGAUCGACGAUGAAACUGGUAGGCCUGCUUCCGGUGGUAACCCUCAUCGACCUCCAUCAUCAUCUCAGCAGAUGCCUCCUCAUUCGCAACCUCAGGGAGGAAUGCAUAAUUCCCUCCAUUCAUCACCCUACCUAGGAAGCCAAUCCGGUCCGCCACCUGCCACUACAUUUGCUCCGCCCACGUACUAUCCAUACAGUGCGCUAACUGUAUCGGGAGGUCCUGUAGUAGGCAAUCUAGGUCCUCCAGGACCUCCGACCAAGACUACCCUCAUAGUACCGACUCUGGGCGGUGCUGGCGGAAGCAGUGGCCAUCCACCAUCCAACAGUGGUGGAGGAGGCAUGAACGACGACAGACAAUCUUCAUCCAAUGCGCCCAUUGAGCCAAAACCUCUGUUGUCGGCCAAGUACGAAGCGCUCAGCGAUGAAGAUUAAAACACAAUCGCAUUCAUUUGUAUCGUUGCAUAAUGAAAAUGAUAGAACAACUACAACAACACAAGUUGAAUACACACAUUCAGUAUGAAUUAUAUCUCAUGCAAACUUGUAAUUUAUUAUAAAUAUUAAUUAUAAUACAGAUUAUGAUAAUAAUACUAAAGUAUGAAUGAACAAAAUUAUCUAUGAAAAAGGUAAAAAAUGUAUUCAAAAUAAUACAUAAAAAUGCUAGAACACUUACACACUGAAUAAAGGCAAAACAGCUAGAGAUAUACAACGAGAAUUAUUAAUAAACAACACAACCCAGAGAAAGAAAUGAAGAGGAUAGGGUAAACAGAUUAUCGAUUACUCCAUUACACAGGAAACAGUCUAUCUUCCUAUCAAAACCAUCAAGCAGAAAAAUAAUCUUAUCCAGACACAAACUCGCAACUACAGAGAUACAGAGUUUAAUGCGCUUAACCCUUCUGAAAAGAUGUCCCCGGCUAGAGAAACACGUACGAAUUAUCGAUCAAGACAGAGAGAUAUAGAGGAACAUUUCACACAGAAGCAUUUCCUUUGUUACGGGAGGCCUACAAGAUUCGAGAUCUGAAUCUGUUUGCCAAUCGGGUGAAACGCUGAACAAGAACCGGACGAAAAUGAAAGUUCUUCGCAUGUGUGGCGAUUCGAGCAAACAAUGUUUUAAUGUGUUAAAGCAACAUGCAUAGGAAAAGUCAGAAGCUAAAAUGUUAAUAGAGACAGACAGCAAAGUAAAGCUUAACCGCACGAAACACAAACCAUGGAAUGGCGGAUUUAUUGUACCGAGCUUGUUUGGGAAAGCUAGCAACAAACAAAUAAAUAAAUAAUUAAACAAACAAAUAAGAAAAUAGUUCGUCUAUGCCAACCAAUCCGGGAGAGAAUGCAACAAACCAACAAGUAAAAAAAACAAUGCUAGAACUGUUUUGAGUUCUCAUUGUCGAUGUUCUAUGUUUUUCUGUUUUUCUCUCAGUUCAAGAGAAUUCUGUUUCAAGCGAAUUUUCCCCAAUUCUGUCGCGGCGGAAAACACAGUUUGAAGUCCGGAUAUUAGCGAAAAACAAAACUGUAAAGUGGAAAUACACUAUAGCGAGUAAAACUUUUAGUAAUAUUGGUUUAAGAUCAGUGCAGAGCAGGCAAAUAAGAAGCAAGUGAAGCUAAUGUUCCAAUUAAGUCCAAACUGCUGAGAUUACCGCGCUGUACAAUAUAAAUACACAAACAAACAAAAGAUUAAAAAAAACGCAUACUGCAUCAAGAAAAAAAAAAGAUAAAAAACGAGAGAAAACGGGAGGAAAAAAGUGGUAUGUUA